Messenger RNA from Cuscuta campestris, 2698 nucleotides. The record is from the annotation of a GenBank genome assembly. NCBI's taxonomy places the organism in Eukaryota, Viridiplantae, Streptophyta, Magnoliopsida, Solanales, Convolvulaceae.
GGAAUACUCGAUCUCAUGGAUGGAGGGAGGGAGCCCGGGGAGGUACGAAAUAUACAGGUCAGACUCAAGGAGUAGAUACAUAUCAGAACCCCACCUGGUGCUAGGACAGUGUUGAAAAUGGCGACGAUAGGUUUGGGGGCGCAAUUCUUCUGUCCGAAAACCGAUCCCUUUUCUUCUUGUUCUGGACUGCCGACUUGCAAUGUCCUUCUUAUUCCCACCACAAUUACCUCUCAAUCCUAUUUCAGAUUCCCCAAUCCGAUUCGUCUGCGAGCGUCCAACUCCCCCCGCUCCUCAUCGGAAACUGCUCCCGGGACUUCAUCUCCAACCCCACCUCUCAAUCAAGACACAGAACCAAAAGGUCGGGAUCUUCAAACACUUGCCAGAAGGUUCUGGAAAAUUGCUGCUCCCUAUUGGUCCUCCGAAGACAAAGUCCAGGCGCGAUUGCAGCUUGCUGCUGUUUUUGCCCUCACCUUAGGGACAACUGGAAUCAGUGUGGGUUUCAAUUUCCUGGGACGUGAUUUCUAUAAUGCACUUGCCAACAAAGAUCAAGAACAGUUCAGCAAGCAAUUACUGUACUACAUUGCUAGCUUUGCUGGUGGUAUUCCGAUUUUUGUCUUGAGAGACUAUGCACGUGAAACAUUAGCAUUAAGAUGGAGAUCUUGGAUGACAACCAAUUUCCUGGAGCGCUAUUUAAAGAAUCAGACUUUUUACAAACUACAGUCCCAGUCGACAAUAGACAAUCCAGACCAGCGAAUUGUUGAUGAUUUGAGUUCUUUUACAGGAACAUCUCUUUCAUUUUCUUUGACACUUUUCAACGCUGCAGUAGACUUAAUAUCAUUUAGCAAUAUCUUGUAUGGCAUCUAUCCGCCACUUUUCCUCGUGCUUCUCGCAUAUUCUAUUGGCGGAACAUCUAUCAGUAUAUUUAUUGGAAGGGGAUUAGUGACCCUCAACUUUCUGCAAGAGAAAAAAGAAGCAGAUUUCCGCUAUGGGUUAAUGCGUGUUAGGGAAAAUGCUGAAUCAAUUGCAUUUUAUGGUGGGGAGGGAAAUGAGAUGCAACUACUGCUAAAAUGUUUUAAAAGGGCUUACGAAAACCUCACUAAAAUAUUGAUAUCAUCAAGAAACUUAGAGUUCUUCACAAAUGGCUACCGCUAUCUCAUUCAAAUUCUUCCGGCUGCAGUUGUCGCACCAAUGUUCUUCUCUGGAAAAAUUGAAUUUGGGGUCAUAAAUCAGUCUGUGUCUGCGUUUAAUCAUAUUCUUGGAGAUUUCUCCUUGAUUGUCUUUCAAUUUCAAGCAAUAAGUGCAUUUUCAGCAGUCAUUGACCGACUAGGUGAAUUUGAUGAUGUUUUAGAUAGUAGCAUCCAAAAAAGUCACGACUCUACAGAAGAGAUACAACUGAAGUAUUGUCAUGUUAGCGGCUCAGCUGGGCUGCAUUCAAAUCAAUCUGUUUCAUCUGUAAAUUAUGUGAUGGUACUGCAUAUUGAGGACUUGACGCUACAGACACCAAUGAGUAAAUCACCUCUUAUAAAGGCCUUGUCAUUGGAGGUUUUUGAAAAGGAUAAUUUGCUGGUUACAGGGCCAAGUGGUAGUGGAAAAACAUCACUAUUGAGAGCCAUAGCCGGUCUUUGGAACUUCGGAAAGGGAAUUAUAACACUCUAUGCCAAAUAUAAAACAGAAUUAUCUACUUCAGGUAUUGUUUCUAGUUAUAUAGUUUCAUCUUGUGAGAUAAAUGAGGACACUAUUGGGCACAGAGGACGUACUGGAGGGGUAUUUUUUCUUCCACAAAGGCCAUAUAUGGUAUUGGGAACCCUUCGUCAGCAAUUAUUAUAUCCAACCUGGACUGAAGAUGCAGAUUUUCCUGCAGAUCUCUCUAAACAAACUGAUUUCCCAUCAUUUUUUAGGUGUGAUUCCAGAGUACAGUUUGCUGAAGUGGAUCAUCUAAAACCCACAACCGAUGAUCUAAUCCAAGUUUUAAAGGAUGUCCGCCUUGAGUAUCUAUUAUCCCGUCUUGAAAGUUUAGAUUCUAUGCACGAGUGGUCUAGUGUUCUUUCCCUUGGAGAGCAACAGCGGCUUGCAUUUGCCAGACUACUAUUGUCCAGGCCCUACCUGGUUCUGCUGGAUGAGUCUACUAGUGCUCUAGAUGAGGCUAAUGAGGACCAUCUGUACCGCCUAAUCCAAGAUGCAGGUAUGACGUAUAUAAGCAUUGGCCAUCGUAGAACCCUCUUCAAACACCAUAACAAAGUCUUGCAGAUAUCUACUGCUGAUACAGAGAGUGCAAAUACAAAUUGGUGCUUAAAUUCCCUUAACAGGGAAGAGUCACUGUUAUAAGUGUAUGGAGUUUGUUGAUUAUGUCCUAUCUGCGCCUCUUGAACUGGUUAGGGUGUAGUUCAGGUUGGGGACUUCUGUGUGAGGAAUUGGUGCUUAAAUUCCCUAGUGAGGAAUGUUUUGGGGGGCCAAGGUGGGGAGCAAGUAUGUAGUUCAGGUUGGGGACUUCUGUGUUCCAGUCAUCUUCUUCAAGCAAGGGAAGUAUUAUUCUUCUCCAAUGUGCAAGCAUAAUGUCCAUGCUAAAGUAAAUGCCUGUAAAAAAACUAAUGUUGGGAGGGUUUUUUACUUUGUGAAAUCUCUUAACUGUCUAAGGCCAUGUUCUUUUCAUCUGAGGUGAGUGGUUUUGAUCUAAUUGGAAUAAAUUUUGAUUUGCUCU